Aquila chrysaetos chrysaetos is the source of this 10877-nucleotide messenger RNA. It is a transcript of the gene ZNF512B, whose product is annotated as zinc finger protein 512B. Bases 4090 to 6438 code for a protein of 782 amino acids. Gene Ontology annotation, molecular function: zinc ion binding. The record is from RefSeq and is a predicted model, not a curated record. The transcript has 16 exons. NCBI's taxonomy places the organism in Eukaryota, Metazoa, Chordata, Aves, Accipitriformes, Accipitridae.
GGACGGCUGAGGGGACAGGGACAGGGACGAUGGCCCAGCCAUGCCCGGGGAGGUGACAGCAGGACCAGGCAGGGCAGGGGUCCCCGUGCCCGCUGGCCCCCGGGGAUGCCCGGGGUAGUGGUGGGGGGACGCCCCGGUCCCCACCUCGGCACGACGAGGUCUCGUUGUCUGUCCGCCGAGCGUGUGCCUGUGCUUUUCCCCUUUGCUUUUGUGCCUGGGGACGGGCGAGGGGGGGGGACGGACCGGCUAACGUGCUUCAGACAGAAACUUUAAAGCGUCAAAAAGUCUCCUCCGGGCGCCCGGACGGAGCGGCUCGGCGGGAGCAGGGUGGCCUCACGCCCGCAGGGUGAGCGGUUUCCUCCAGGAGAGACUCGCUGGGAGCAGCCAACGGCCUUCGCUCGGCGUGGGCGAUGGCGAGGGGCUGCACCGCGUGGCUCCGGGGCCGCCCGGUCACCGACCAUGCCCGGGGAGGGAUCGGCUUGCGCGGCUUCACCCGCCAUGUGGGUCCCUCUUGGGGAAACUUCCAUCGAGGGUGAUUCCGCUCCCUCCCGAGGAAGCCUCUCCCGCCGCUUCCUCGUCUUGAUUCCCGGGAAGUUUCUCCCAGCGCGUGGCCGCAGCUGCGGUUCGGCUUCGAGUUCACGGGAGGGAGAACGGCUCCUCCGGCAGCGACGGAGACGGCAGUGCCCUUUGGCGUCCAUCAUCCGUGUUGGCCUCGUCCCAUCUCUGCCUGCACCCUGCCUGUCACGCUGCUUGUGCCAGGGCACCGCAGGCAGGGGCGGGCAGCUCCCUUGCCUUUUUGGUGCUGCCUACAUCUGGAGCCGUUGGUAAAUUAUUAACGAUAAGUGGAACGGAUCGACGGGUGAUCGGGCCGGUCGGUGCGCUGAACAGUGCAUCCGUAGCAAUGGGACCGGGGCGGGAGUCCCGGCAGGAAAAUUUGUGGUCAGAACCCACGAGUGACUUUCCCCUUUGUAACAAGCCAUAAGGACGUUGUCGGGCUGAGAGGGUCACGGCCAUCCCUGGCUGCACACAUGCUCCCGUGGACUCGAUCCAAGGUCACAGACGGGCAUUUAUACCUGGAAUUAUUUCCCCUUUUCCAGUUUAUGCCCAAUUUCCAGGCUGUGCCCAGCCUGCAGAGCCCGGCAGCUCUGCAGGAGGGAUCUGUCACGGAGGGAAAGAGCCUUUUGGGCCUGCGAGUGGCUGGGACGUUGCCAUCCCUCGUCAAACCCGGCAGAGGAGCGUUGGCCGUGCCAGCCGGGCAGGGCUGCCGGUGGCUCGGGAGCAGUGCCUUUCACAUGGUGGGUUCUCAGGCUUUGCUCCCCGCUUCCCGCAGCCACAGGUUUCCUCCUCGCCCCUGCUCCCAUCACCACUGACUUGGCCUCUGCUCAUCCUGCGCGGGCUCCCCUAUUGACACGAGGGGUUUUUUUCCAGAGCUGGAGUGGGACGCUUCAAAAAUGCUGCCGCGAACUUCUAAAAAGGCGCCUGCAGCUGAGCUGGGGGCUUCAUCAGCGAAGAUGCUGCCAGCCCCGACCUUCCCGUGCCACAUCCUAGCCCUGCUCACAGGCAGGACCUGCCAAUAUCUUCUCCCACUGCCAGUUGCAAAAGGCUGUUUAACCAAAAAAAUAAUGAAAGCGUGAAAGGGCGCAGGCUGUUGUCCGGUUUCAGCAUGUCUUACUCAAAAACGAGUGAGAAGUUUGGACAUUACAAAAAAAAAAAAAAAAAAGCCCCACAAAAAAACAAUGGGCUGAUUUCUGCUCUCUGGCUCUGGGGCAAUUCCUCUGGGAUCCCUGGGGUUGUAUCAGUGGCCAGGGAGCAGAGUUUGGCUCUCACUAAGUGGUUUAUGGGAUUUUUAUUUUUCAUUUAGCCAAAAAAUAAGAAGGGAACAAAAUUCAAAGAAGUAUUUGGUGUGGAAAAACAAAAGGCGUUCAAAACCUCUUAAGCUGGCCAGAAAGGAUCCCUUUGAGGGGACAGAUGUGUUAAGGGGAACAAGAAGCAUUUGGGAGCAAAGCUGAGCCAGGCACCUUGAACGCGGCAGUGGUUUCGGAAGGGGAUGCUCAGCACCAGCCCCGGCUCCCGUGGUUUGGUGUGCGCUGCCGCGGGGUGUUCAGCGAGCAGGAGGUGGGCGGCCUGGCUGUUGGUGAGGUCUGCCCUCUGCGCAGCCCUUCACAAGUCAUCCUCGAGCUGCCCAGCAAGGCAGACACGGAGGUUUUGUGGUCUGUCACCCAUCAGAUGGCAGCCCUGCCCGCCUGCGCCGGGGUGUGAGCGUGACGGUGGGUGCCGUUUGGUGUGGGGGGCCGCGGCGCUGGUCUUUCCUGCUGGGAUGUGUGUCCGGCCCAAGGGGCGAAGCCACGGCACGGUUGUGUUUUGGCCCUAGCCCGGUUUGGAUAAAGGCAUCAGUUGCAUGGGUUUCCCCUUGGUUUUCACCCUGUUGUAAAGCGCAGAGAUCGUGUCGAUUUCAGCUUGCAGUUCGCUGGUCUUUUGUGAGUCUUUUUUUUUUUUUUUUUUUUUUCCUUCAAGCAACUUGUCUGAGGAUGGCUCAGAGGAGCAGAGGUGCCAGGAGGCAGCACAGGAAGGAGGGGACUGGCAUGUUUGUCCUCGGAGGAUCGGGGACUGUAGCAGUGCCCAUGCGGGUGAGAGCGGAGCGGUGAUUUGGGAAGGGGCCACAGGGACCCCUCUCUGUGCCUGCUCCGGAGACCAGCCAUCCCUGGGAAGGAGCCACUGCAGUCAGGCUGCAGCUCCUACCCAGGUCUCCCACCGAAGGAGCCCAAAUUGGCUGAAUAAACGAUCCCGAUGUUCAGCACCAAAUGCCAGAGAACCUGUUGCCAAGGCUGGAAUUUCUCACUUGAUCCGAUUAACCUUUGUGUCCGUGCAAACAACCACAUAUGUGUCACCCGCCAAACACAUGCCAGAAGCAUUUGCCAGUUCUUGGAGCAUCUGGGCUGUAUGCGAUGCACAGUGCCCAAUCCUGCACAGAAAGUCCCCAGGGGCACCUCAGAAAGGACCGUUAGACCCUCAUGUCCCACGUGUUGAUGGCAUAGCCGGCGAUCCGGGCACACGGGAGAUGCUCCCCUGACCUGUGCCUUCCCUCUGGGCUGCCCGGACAGGGAGGAUAAGUUUGGAUGCUCAGGGCAUCAACUCUGUUCAGAGUUAAAUGAUGCUAAACGUGAUCUCGUGGGAGGGAUUGGGGGUGACGAGUCAAAUCUGUGUUUUAAAAAACCCAAGUGUGUGGGAGAGAAGUGUCGAGCAAAAGCGAAGAAGGUAUCAGUUGGCACUUCCCUUAGUCACGCUGCUGGUGCCUGGCUGAGCAUCAGCAUCGCGUCCUGAUCAAGGUCUCAAGGCCGUGGUGGUCCGGGGAAUCGCCUCCCGAGGGCUCGAUGCUCUCGUUGUGGAGGCGUGGAGGGCUCCUUUCCCCUGGGGCUGUAUGCGGCAUCUCUCGAUGCAGCCCCCGUCUGUCUUUCUUUGCUAGUGCUGUCGGGAGGGGAGGAAGGUACUUAAAACCAACCGGGGGCAGAGCCAGCCGCGCCGUGGGCUUCGUCCUGGCAAUGCCAAAGUGGAGAGGUGUCCUGCUGCCCGCUUCCGUUGGGAGCAAGACCGAGCCUUCUGCGAUAAUUCCUGAUGUUCAUUAUUUAUAGAGAAGCCAAAUUGAAUUAUUAAUACGGAAAAUUCAGAUAACAUUAACAAUUCUCAGUUUAUAACAGUUUCCCAUUAAUAAGGAAAAUUGGAAAUUUAUCACUACAUCUGUUCAUUAAAACUCACUUUUUUUUUUUUCUUUUGGUGUCUUAAAUGAAAGCAGAGAAAUAAACGAAGAGGAAAAGCCAUUUAUUCGCUACUUCUCUGGGCAAAGUCAGCCCAUAAUUUUUAAUAAAGUCUUUGCUGUUAUAUGUGGAGGGGAAACCAGCCUAUAAUGAAAGCAGCUUUUCAGCCAUGUCUAUGGCAUUGCUCGACCGUAGAACAAAUGCUCGGAAACGCAUCCCAUUUCUUCUCUUUGUGGGAAGCUUUAAGCUGCGUGAUAGUUUUCUAAUUUCCCUCCCUCCCCAGCACCUCUCCUUGCUUUCAGCAUGUGUUGCUCCCAGCUCCGAGGAGUGAAUUUUAAUGCCUCCCCUGCUUCUUUCAGAGAUGGCGGAUUCCUAUACCUGUAAAGGUGGAAGGAAAACUGCAGGCUCUAACAAACCCACUGCCAGCAAAGAAAGCAGGACGGAGACAAGGAUAAACGCGCCAGCAGAGCUGCCCAAGCUCGGAAAUGCAACCAGUGACAAAACCGAAGGCAGGAAGAAAGGGCGACCCAAGGCUGAGAACCAGGCUCUGAAAGACAUCCCCCUCCCCCUGAUGAACCAGUGGAAGGAUGAAUUCAAAGCCCACUCGAGGGUGAAAUGUCCCAAUUCAGGCUGCUGGCUGGAGUUCCCCAGCAUUUAUGGCUUGAAGUACCACUACCAGCGCUGCCAAGGGGGUGCGAUCUCAGAGAAGCUGACGUAUUCGUGCUCUUACUGCGAAGCUGCCUUCACCUCCAAAACCCAGCUAGAAAAGCAUCGGCUCUGGAAUCACUUGGACCGGCCAGUGCCAACCAGCAAAGCAGAAAACAAAGUGCCGAAGGCCAUUGGGAAGAGCAGUGGCAAGAAAAGAGCUGCUGAGAGUUCAGCUUGCCCCACCAUCCAUCCCAAACAGGCAAAGACGGAAAAAGCCGUGGCCCAGGACCACGCCGAGAAUGGCGAGUGCCUGGUGGAGAGCCGGGAGAGCAAGGAGUUUCAGAUCGCAGCAGCUGAGGCAAUGGCAGCCGCCACCCCCACGGCGAAGUCCUCGAGCGGCAAGGAUGCCGUGCAGCAGGGGGGCAGCCAGGCCUCGGUGCAGGAGGAAGACCCCGAGAGGAUGAAGCACAAGUCAGGAAGGAAACAGAAAACUCCUAAGAAAUUUACGGGGGAGCAGCCGUCCAUCUCGGGGACAUUUGGACUGAAAGGUCUCGUCAAAGCAGAGGACAAGGCAAAAGCCCAUCGAGCUAAGAAGCUGGAGGGGAACACCAACACAGAGGAGCUGAAAAAGAAACCUCCAGGAGCUGGUGUGAAGAAGGAAACGGCUGUGCAUCUACCAGCAGCAAACCCCGAGGACCAGUGGCAGCGGGAGAUCAGCGAGAAGGGAGAAGUCGCUUGUCCAACCUGCAGCGUUAUAACCAGGAAAACUAUUGUGGGGCUCAAAAAGCACAUGGAUGUCUGCCAGAAACUGCAGGAUGCCUUGAAGUGUCAGCACUGCAAAAAGCAGUUCAAGUCCAAAGCUGGGCUGAAUUACCACACCAUGGCUGAACACGUCAGCAAGCCUGUUCCUGUGGAAACCGCUGGACUUGGUGAACAGGAAGAGCGGGAAAGGCUGAGGAAAGUGCUAAAGCAGAUGGGAAAACUCAAAUGCCCCAAUGAGGGCUGCGUAGCCAACUUCUCCAGCCUGAUGGGCUACCAGUACCACCAGAAGCGGUGUGGGAAGCAGCUUGCCGAGGCCGACAAGCCUGUCUUCAGCUGUCCACACUGCGGCAAGAAGUACAAAUCCAAGGCCGGCCACGACUACCAUGUGCGGUCAGAACACACGGCCUCGGUGAGCCCCCCGGACGCCUCCGCAGCCCGAGGAGCGGGGCCAUCCCCCCCUGGGGGUGACUGCAGAGCUACAGAGCCUGUGGGCAGGACAGAGCCGGGCAGGGCCGGGCCGGGCAAGCCUCCGGAGGAGCCAGAGGUGAAGCCGGAGCCCGGCCCCAUAGAAGAUUUUGAAAGGACCCCGAGCGGCCGCAUCCGUCGGACGUCAGCCCAAGUAGCUGUCUUCCACCUUCAGGAGAUAGCGGAGGACGAACUCGCCAAGGAUUGGACCAAGCGGAGGAUGAAGGACGACCUGGUGCCUGAAACGAAGCGGCUCAAUUACACCCGACCGGGGCUUCCAAAGCUCAAUCCGAGGCUGCUGGAAAACUGGAAGAACGAAGUGAAGGAGAAGGGCCGCAUCAACUGUCCCAACAACUGCUGUGAAGCCAUUUACUCCAGCGUCUCGGGGCUGAAAGCUCACCUGGCCAACUGCAACAAGGGGGACCAUUCAGUGGGCAAGUACCGCUGCCUCCUGUGCCAGAAGGAGUUCAGCUCUGAGAGCGGAGUCAAGUACCACAUCAUCAAGGCUCAUUCAGAGAACUGGUUCCGAACCUCCGCAGAGGCCAGCCGGAAAAAGAAAAGCAGGGAACAGCUUUCUUCCAGCAAAGAGGAGAAAAAGAAAAGCACAAGCGGGAAGAAAAGGGGGAGGAAACCCAAGGAGAGGCCUCCUGAAAUGUCCCCGAAGGGCAGAGAGAGCGUGGCAGCAAAGACUAAUCACAAGAAAACCCUCGAGCACUGGGAAGGCUCCCGAGGCAGCCCCGACGGGGACGAGCGUGUCCCCAAGCCCCCAAGCCAGCGGAAGGGGGGAGCCAGUAAGAUGCCUGAGAAAUGAGCAGCUCAGAGACUCGUCUCCGAGGAUUUGUUUACAGCCCAGGGUAACAGGGUGGGGGUCUCUCCCGGUUUUCUGUCCCCCUCAUCCCACCUCCCCCCCCCCCCUCCACUCACCCCCUUUUUACAAAAAAAAAAAAAAAAAAAAAAAAAAAAAGAGACAGAAAAUACCAAUUAACCACUUUAAACAAGUCACGGACCUUGUUUCACACUGGAAAACAAAGAGGAUCAAGGAAGCUGGACCGUUCUCCACCCCCUGCCCAUGUACAUACCCCCCUGCCCGACGGGACCCUGCUGCCUUCCCCCUCCUCCCAUGACUUCCCUUCUUACUCCCUGCACCAAACUGGUGACGCUUGAGCGAAAGAAAAGUGCAAUAGCAGCAGGGUCCCCUUGGACGGGGUCUCUCUGCGGCUGUGUGCCGGGGCAGGGGGCUGCCCGUGGCGGUGCUGCCUGCUGCCUGCCCGUCCGGGCAGCCUCCGGUGGGCUCCAGCCUCCCGGUGCAGGCAGCACCUGCAUCCCUGCUCCCAGGACGAUGUUUCCAAAGAUGUUUGACCCAUGCAAGCGGCCGGGCAGGGGCAGAGGGACAGCAGGGUCUGGCAGUGGAUACUGGGGGGGUCCUGGUCACUCUAGCCCCGCAGCCUCGGGCCGAGAGGGGAUAUGUUUUGGCAGGGACCGGCUCGGUGCAGGGGUUUGACUCGGCAGCGCGAGGCACAGGCAGAGGAACGAGCCGGGAGCGUGGCGGGGGUCCGGCAGAGCACCGUCCCGAGACGGCAGGGCUGGCUGUGGCGGCGAGAUGGGGUGCGGGAGGUGUGAGCACCCCUGGAAGUCGAUGGGAGAGGGGGUUGCUGGAGGACUGGUCAGGUUGAAGGGUUUAACCGAAAGUUGCGGGAAUGCUGCGAGCACCGUGGAGCAUCGCGGUGAGACCACGGAGGGGGUGCGAUGGGGGGAGCUGCGCCCCGGUGCUCAAGUUGUCUUUGCAAGCGUAGCUGGACUCAGAGUCAGAGUGAGCCGGCCACUGUCGAGCUGCCCGACCGGCGGGGGGGGGGGGGGUCCAGCUAGAUGAAAAGGUGAUUCAGUGUCCCCAUUGUGCCCCAUCCCAAAGGUGCCGAUCGCCCAGGAAGGAGGAAUGGGAUUUCGGUCACCCAGCUGCAGCCCUGGGAGGUGUGUAACGGGGACAGGGGGGCAGCAUCAAGUGACAAUCAUGGGUCCUGCUUUCGGGCAUGUUGCACUCGCCUUGUCCCUCCGGGCUGGGACCCACUGUGGGGUGAGUCUCGGCUCCCCCGAGAUGCAUCCAAGCCCCCGACCAUCUUCCUCGGGGACAGGGAGUCCCUGCACGGCGCGCUGUCCCUUGCUGGUUCUCUUUCCCCGGGCUUUUCUUUGCGUCCGUACUAAUAUCGUCGUAACACCUCGCUCCGGCCUGGAGGGAACCAUCCCCAGACCGGGAUGUGUCUGUCUCCAGACAAAAACCAGGCUACCUCGGUCCUUGGGAAACGGGCACGUUUUCUCUCGGUAACAGAACAGAAAACCUUAAUUUGAUUUUUUUCCCCUGUGCAGAGCCGGGAAGGUGGCGUCGGGGGGGGGGGAGAGCUUCUGCUUUUACUUUUAUCAAUUAAAACCUCAACCCUCCGUUUCCUUCACUGCUCUUCACCGCCCACUGGAGGCUCAGUAUCGUUUCCCUGCUCCGAGGAGCCGCUCAGUAAUAAUUAACGUCCUUCUCCACUAGCAGGUUAUUACAGCCACGGAGGGAGGGAGGGGAUGGUAGUGUCUGAAGCCAGGGCAGCUUCUCGGGGGAGCCAGUGCUCCAGCUCCGACCGCGGCUCCCGGCAGCUGGAUGCCACCAUCUGCAUCUCCCGGCACGCUCAGCCGCAAACUGGGCACGUGCCUGCGGGCGAGGGAACCCGCCUGAGCGCUGCUGGUUGCGUCGGCCUUCCGAAGCAAUUAGCGGAAAAGCUUAAUUAGUCACUGCGGCUCAGCCUGUUGGCCGCUUGCGCUUCAUCCGAUCUUUGUUUUGAUGGUGUCACCGGUACAAAUCCUGCCUCCCCAGGGAAGGGAGGAGAGCUUCAGGAGCCAUAGGGCCCACGCUCUCAGAGCCGUCUCGGUCUCUGUCACGACGGGGACGUGGGGACACUGUCCUGGGUGACGUUUUGCUGUGCUGAGCCCGAGGGAUGGCGGUGGCUGUCUGCAGAGCCCCGUGCUCGCUCGCCGAAGCAAUAACCGCUGGAAGGGAUGGCGAGGAGGGACCCCCACACCCGAGGAAGGUGCUCAGGCGGUGCUCGGGGGGCACGCCGUGGAUGUUGGGGGGGGGUAGGCAGCAGCAGGGGCCCCGGUACAGAGUUUGGCACUGAAAUCUCCGCGAAGGGGCAGGGGGAGCCGCUGGAUCCCAAAAUCUUGUCCCACCAUGGGGCAAAGCCCCCGGCAAAGCUUCGUGCCCUGGCCUGGGGAGGGGGGACCCAGGUGGCCCAGGCUGCUGGUUUGGAUGUUCACCUUAUAAUCCCCACCGCCUCCCCUUGGGCAUAGCGCAGGGCUCGAUUCUCAUUAACAUGCAAUUAAUUGGCUUCUCAUUGAUUAAAUUAACAGACAGUACUGUGGUCUGUGCCGAGGGUGAGGCCCAGUUCAGGAGCUCGGCUGGGAGCUGCUCAGGGCAGGGGAAGGGCUGGCUUGGGGGGUCGUUGUGGGCUCCGGCUCGAAACCCAUCCCGCUGCUUCAGUAACGAGAGUGUCUGCAAACGAGCGUCCUGGGAGGAGCGAGGGGCAGGAGCGGGGACGGCCGCGGUGGCCUCGCAGGGGUGACACCGUCCCGGAGGGGACCCCAGGGACGGUCUGGGGGGUCUCGGGGCAGGCGAUGGGCUCAGGGCAGUGGGGACGGCGGUCCCGGUGCUGGGGCUGUCCCCUGUCACCCUCAGAGCUGGGAGAUGCUCCUCACAGCCCCCUGCGAAAGCAGCGCCUUGGUCAAAUGGAAAUUUUUAUGAGCAAGUGAAAUCUUCAGGGUUUUUUUUUUUCCCCUUAAAAGGUAUUUUUCCCCCAGUAGUCAUGACUCAAGAGGAAUAUGUUCUCCCACCGCCACCUUCUCCAUGAGACAUCCUUUAGUCUCCUGCUUGUCCAGGGAAGGCUCCGGAGCGAUACAGGGAAUACCGGCAGCUGCCUGCUCCGCAGCGCGAGAGCUGGCAGGGACGAGCCGCGGUGGCACCGAAGGAGCCCGGCGGGUCGUGCCCGGCGGGUCGUGCCCGGCGGGGUGCUCCCAGCCAGGCAGCAGCCGAAGGGAGAAACUCACCUUAAUCUGAGGGGUGGGUGGCAGCUGCGGGGUGAGACGGGGGACGAGCGCGUCCUCUCCCCUUCCGUCCCCUCACCCGCGGGGGUUUGGAGACCCUCGGGUCCGGCAGCGCGGGACCCCCCCCCCCCAGGCCUGGCACCCCCCUGCCCUCUGUGCACCGGCCAGGGGCCUGAGCCACAAGGGUCGUCCCCUGCGGCAGCGGGGAAUAACCUACAGUUAAUGUAAAGCCCCGCGAAGGGGAGAGGGGUGCUGGGGAGCGGCGGCACGGUGGUACCCCCGCGGUCCCGACCCGCUGCCCGGGGUGCUCGGGGGGGGUCGUUCACGGUAAGUAAAUGGGAGCGCGGGGGCUCGGGGCGCAGUGGGGGGCUGCGUGGCGGCUCCUCCGGCUGCGCCCCCGGGUGGCACCGGCCUCUGCAGCACCCUGGGGACCCCGACGCCGUCGCCCCACGGCUCCCGCGCCUCCACCGCUGCGGAGCCCCACCGUCCUGUCGCCCACAUCCCCGAGGAAAGGGCUAAACCUCCGGGGGGUCGGGGGGUCGGGGGGGGGCUGCGACCCCCCCGGGAAAACCCCACGGAGCCGUCCUCGAAAGCUUCGAUCGCGGGGGGCUGCUGCGGGCAGGGAACCUUCGGCACCGGCGAGUUCGGCUGUGCCACGCCGGCACGGCCACCCGCGCCGGGGCAAGGAGCGAGGGUCCGAGUCCGGCCACGGUGAAGCUGUCCCGGCCCGGAGCAUCGCUCGCACCCGUGAACGUUGGGAGCGUUUUGUUCUUUUCUUUCUCUCCUCGUGACACCCAUCCCACGGCAUAUCCGAAUGUUUCUCGUCGAUGCCAGUUAUUAGUGCAUAAGUGUAUUUUGGGGAAAAAAAGAAAAUGGAAAAAAAAAAAAAAAGAAUUUUCAAUUUAUCACUUGUAACCAUAUAUAUAAAUAUAUAAAUAUAUAUAUUAAAAAGUGUUUAUUUGCAAAAAAUAAAAUUGUUUUAACAGUAAACUAUCUUAUAAUAAACUCCCGAUUUGUGACGAUCUGUUCUUUUGUUAAUCAUUGACAAAUCCUCAGUUGGAGAGUACUGUAACAGCAGCUCUUAACAGCCGCGCCGCCGAGCACCGCGGAGGGGUAACUCGAUGUACUGUAUGUAUUAAAAACAGCUGUAUCGAAUAAAUGUUUAUUGAUUUUUUA